AUGGCCCCCAUGAAGGCAAUGAAGGCCACGGGAGCUGCCAAGAGCAUGAAGGUGAUGAAGAUGAAGGCGGUCCGCGCCAUGCCGAAGAGUGGCAUUGCCGCUCAGGUGGCCGAGAGCACGGGCUUGAAGAAGAGCGAGGUGACGCAGGUGCUGUCUUCCUUGGCUGACAUCGGUGCCACGGAGGUGAAGAAGACGGGCAAGUUUGUCCUUCCCGGACUCUUCAUGAUCAAGACCCGCACAAAGGCAGCCACCAAGGCCGGCACGCGCGUUAUGUUUGGCAAGGAAAUGACAGUCAAGGCGCAGCCGGCAAAGACGGUGGUCAAGGCCUAUCCGGUGAAGGCAGUGAAGGACCAGUUCUGA
Symbiodinium natans is the source of this 360-nucleotide messenger RNA. The record is from the annotation of a GenBank genome assembly. NCBI's taxonomy places the organism in Eukaryota, Dinophyceae, Suessiales, Symbiodiniaceae.